Penicillium verhagenii is the source of this 4758-nucleotide messenger RNA. RefSeq names its product CORVET complex membrane-binding subunit VPS8. The record is from RefSeq and is a predicted model, not a curated record. Gene Ontology annotation, molecular function: protein binding. Gene Ontology annotation, biological process: protein targeting to vacuole; endosomal vesicle fusion. NCBI's taxonomy places the organism in Eukaryota, Fungi, Ascomycota, Eurotiomycetes, Eurotiales, Aspergillaceae. The transcript is spliced from 3 exons. Bases 1 to 4758 code for a protein of 1585 amino acids. Gene Ontology annotation, cellular component: HOPS complex; late endosome.
AUGGCAGAGGCCAGUGAGGAUUGGGAACGAGAGGAUGAGCUUGAUUUGGGCCCGGAGGAUGACGAUUCCCAAAUUCCCGACCAUGACGCUCUCCACAAUCCCGGACCUUCCCAAGAGCCACUCGAAGAAUUGGACACAAUCGACACAAUAGAAGAGCAUGCGCAAGACCACGUAUCAGAGAAGACGGUCCAGGCCGUCACUGAUAGUCUGCCGCAAACUCCCCCAAACCGACACACCGAAUUCAAUGGAACACCUGGGAGCUUGGAUGAGACAGCUUCGACCCCAGAUGACUCUCCGUCGUUACAUGAUUCAGUAAUAUCGUCGCAGGGCAGCAGCUCAUUUCUCCCCCGAGGCUCCCCGCGAGUUAGUCCCAGCCCAGUCCAUCGUCCGUUCGACCUCCGCUUCCAAUCCCGGCUAUCAUCCUCACCUCUGAGUGGAUCGCGACCGGGCUCGCCAUAUCUGGCCCAUAUCCAUUCCCGGCAAUCAUCGCUCACGAGCCAACUAUCGCCACCACCGGAAUCCGAGCCAGAAUCGCCUCCGAACCCGUGGGAUGUGGUACGAUGGACAAAACUGCGAAAGAUUACGGGCCAGGCUUUUUCGGAGAUCGGGAGGCGCAAUUUCGGGCGACCAACCUGUCUGGCGGUGUCCACCAGCAUUGUGGUUGGUACCUCCAAAGGUAUCAUUCUUGUCUUUGACUACCAGCAAAGUUUGAAAACAAUUAUCGGAACAGGGACAAAAGCUGUGGAAUGUGGCCCAAUCACUUCCCUAGCGAUAUCUGCAGACCAUUCCACUGUUGCAGGUGGUCAUGGAUCUGGCGAUAUCUUCACGUGGGAGAUAUCCCGCUCCGCACGACCUUUUCUUCACAUCCCUCCAAUCCCAUUAGACCAAGUGGCGACUCGAACCUCUGAUGGACAUAUCUCAGGAUCUGCUGUCAUUCAUAUUGGAUUCCUAGGAACAAGGCGCACCGCGAUCGUGUCUGCAGAUACAAGUGGAAUGGCAUUCUCCCAUUUGGCAACACGCGGGAUGGGAGCUGUUGCGAGAACAGUCAAAACAACUCGAAUUCUUGGCCGAUACCCUCCCACUGCUAUGGAGGAAGCACGUCCACGGAAACCCAGCUCAGUCUUGGCAUUUUCUCCUCUUCCCUUGGGAAAUGUAGAGCAGCCGUCCGACUCAUUAGGCCUGGUUGCCAUGUUGACACCCUAUCUACUGGUCAUUGUAUCUACCACACCUGUCGCGCAGACCCAACACAAAGCGCCGAGACCAAAGGAAGUUCCGGCUCAUAGCGCCAUGACUGGCGCUCUUGCUUGGUUCCCAGCAAUCCGACUUAAAGGAAAAGACAGCCAAACUUCCAAUACCAAGCUGGCUUAUUGCUGGUCGAAUGUGUUGACUGUGCUGGAAGUGACUGAAGCAGAAACAGACGAGCCUGUGGACAGAUCCAAGCCGCCAAGCCUGGUUUUCAACGCGCGCAGCAGAUGGAAGGCGGAUGAGCCAAUCGUGGCAGUGCAAUGGCUCAGUCGCUCGGUCCUUGCGGUCCUCACCAUCACUCAGCAACUCCUUAUCCUUGAAGAUUACCCUAUGCAUGUAACAGACUCCAUCGAUCUUGUGAGUCGACAUGUCUACCAUGCGGAUUUGUUUUCAACCCGGCUUCAUGCUUUGGUCGAGCAGUUGGACGAUGAGGAUAGUUCGAUGCAUGGCGUAGUGGCAGAUGCAUUCUAUAUGAGCUUCCGUGCCUACAAAGGACGGCUGUUUCUGCUUGGGUAUAAUGAAGCUCUGGUUGGCAGUCUUUCGAACUGGGCUGAUCGGCUGCUGGCUCUAAUGGAAGCGGGUGAUUUCAUUGGUGCUAUUCGACUAGCCACGUCCUUCUAUACAGGCGCUUCAGAUAAGUUAACAGUCGGUCUGCCCGAAGAGGAUUCUUUAAGACAACCGAUUGUUCAAGAGAAGCUACUAGAGAUGAUUUCCGCUUCCCUCAAGUAUGCAUUUGGUCGCAAUGCCGAGGCUGAUACCGGGAGACUGGAAAACCAGCAGCUGGAAGAAUUGGCUGAUGUUUCGAUUACGGCGUGUGUUUACAUGGCAGAUUAUGACUUUCUCUGGGAGGAAAUCUUCGCUUGGUUUGAGGAGAACGACUCAGCAGGAAUUUUUUUGGACGUUCUUGAACCACGCAUCAUCGACGGGACGACUCGUUCGCUUCCUCCGACUGCGGUGAAAGCCUUGAUUAACCACUUUGUUGUCACUCACUCGCCUGGCCGUCUGGAAGAGAUUAUCUGCCUCCUUGACACCAUUUCGAUGGACAUUGACCAAGUCACGACGCUUUGCAAGCAACACAAUUUGUACGAUGCGUAUAUAUACGUUUGGAACCGAUGUUUACAAGACUACGUGGGUCCCCUGGAGGAGCUUCUACGAAUGAUUCCACUCCAGCCCGAAACUCUUGUCAACGGAGAUCACGCCAACGAAGUGACCCGGCAUACGAAUGCAAUGAAAAUAUUUCCCUACCUGUCCUUCGCCUUGACAGCUCGCAUCUACCCAACCGGGGACGAGAUGGAGGAAACCGAAGCUUUUCGUGCAAAGACCUCCUUGUAUCAAUAUCUUUUCUCAGGCCAACUGUCUGGCACAGUGCCAAGCAAUGAUUCUGACAGUGCUGACUCAUUCUCUUCGCUGAGAGCCAUGCUGAAGUAUGAUGCAUCAAGUUUCAUGAGCAUGUUUAACGAAGCAUUUGAAGACAGUUUCCUGAACGAGCCAGAGUCCGAAGAGGCUCUUACCUCAGGUGCGUCGAUUAAUCGACAAUACCUUAUUAGUAUUUUGCUUCAAGUUAUGGAUGCAUCGUCCUUUUCUCCUUCUGAUACCAUUUACUUGGACAUGUUUGUUGCGCGCAAUCUUCCCAAAUACCCGCAGUAUAUUCUUCUUUCGGGCACGACUCUUCAUCAAGUUCUCGUCCGACUGUGCCAGUAUCCCGAGUCGGACAUGGCCGAGGACUGCGAGCUGAGUGCGGAGUAUCUGCUCUCUUUCUAUCAUCCACCAGACGUUCAGAGCAUGGUGCCCUUGUUCAAGGCAGCUCGUUUUCACCGCAUCCUCAAAUCGACUUACCGCUCAGAGAAGCAGUAUCCAGAAUGGAUAUUAGCGCAUCUCAAUGAUCCAAACAACAAAGAAUCCAUUUUUACUUCCUUACAUGACUGUCUACGUUCAGGCUCUUCCCUUGGAAAGAAGCAACGAAAUGAUGUGAUACAAGUGGUGAAAGAACAUGCCAUCGAGAUCGCCGACAUCGAUGUCAAACAAACGGCACAGACAAUGCAAGAUCUGGCUCCUGAGACACACUCUACGUUUCUACAAGCUCUGGAGCAGAAUACACACAAUCAGUACCAGUAUCUUCUGGUGCUCGUCGAGCCCUCUGCUUCUGCCCAAAGCGGAGCAACUCGAGCUCCACCCCCUGUUGACAAUUGGAUGAUCGAGCGCUAUGUGCAGCUUCUAUGCAAGUACAACCCAUCCCAUAUCGCAGACUUUGUCGAUGGGUUACGCGUCGGCGAUUUACAUCUCGAUCAGUUGCUCCCAGCCAUCGAAGAGAGUGGGGCGAUCGAUGCUGCGGUGAUUUUACUGGCACGACAGGGCCAACUCCGAGAGGCUCUGAAUCGUCUAGUCGCUCACCUAAGUACACUCGAGUCUGGGUUGGUUGGGAUCCUCCAGAGCAUAGGCGAGGCUCCAGAUUCAUCCAGUGCGACCGAGGCCAUUGACGACCUCUUGGAAUCGCUAAAAAAGUACUCUGACGUUGGAACGUGGCUCUGCCAAGGCCAAACCAAAACUGCUUUGCAGUCCAGACCGAGCACUAACGGCCAGCGCGGUGUGCCUCCGCUUGAGCAACCACUGACCUUUGACGAGGUUCUCUGGCUUGAUCUCAUCGAGGCCGUGGUUCGGAUCGCUAGCAAUGUCUUCACCGUGAUGAGGGAGCACCACAUUGAGGAAUCGAAGCAAUCCCAAUUCAUCGCUGUUCCAAUCGGCAAGAAUGUGGGGCCGUUGACAAUCGCCUUCCGAACUUUGGUCCAGCAGGUAUUUACCUCCUUGCUGGCCAGCACCGUGAAAAGUGGUGGCGGAUCAAGUAGUGAACGUACUGAUAUGUCCUUCCUCCGUAUCCUUCGCGCAUUUCUUGCCCAAGCAGCUCGCUGGUCACCAUCGCUGCUUGAGCUGCGCGCGGUGCUUGCGUCCGUCUUUUCAGCGUAUUCGUACGAGAAGUCCCUGUUGACUCUCGCCAACGGUAUGUUGGACCGCGACUUGUUCGUGCAUGUGGAUGAGGUCACUCGCCUUCGACAGCAAGGAUGGCGUCCCCGCGGGCAGGUCUGUGAGAUCUGUCGUCGUCGGAUCUGGGGUCCCAGUGUUGGCUCGUCGCACUGGACAUCCUGGCAGACAAAACAGGCAGACGACCACCAACGUCGUAUCACUAAGCGUGUUGAAGAAGGUUCUGACCCGGCGACGGAGCGGGGUAAAGGGAAGGCUGCUGCAGGUCAGCCGGUUGUGGCUCAUGGCCCCCAUCAUGUCGACCCCGGCCCCAAUCACGAGCAUGGGCACGAGUCUGAUGCAGGGGCAGAGGAAAGGGGUGGUCCGGGGUUAGAUGGGCCGCCCGAGCCGAUUGUAGUAUUUUCUUGUCGACACCUCUAUCACCGACAGUGCGUUUUAGACGCAAUACCUAUCCACGGCCCCAUCGAUAGACCUCAAUAUCGGCAUGACCGUGCCGACUGGUCUGGAGCCGACUUGUUCUGUUUGGCUUGUACAUAG